Messenger RNA from Lates calcarifer (barramundi perch), 3172 nucleotides. RefSeq names its product angiopoietin 2b (gene angpt2b). Gene Ontology annotation, molecular function: receptor tyrosine kinase binding. Gene Ontology annotation, biological process: Tie signaling pathway. Bases 777 to 2291 code for a protein of 504 amino acids. The transcript is spliced from 9 exons. Lineage: Eukaryota; Metazoa; Chordata; Actinopteri; Centropomidae. The record is from RefSeq and is a predicted model, not a curated record.
UUUUGCUCUUGUGGUGAGCAGUGUAUAUUUUUGUAGCUUCCUCUUCUAACCCCCGCAGACAGGAGUACCGUAAGGAAGGAGGGAGAAAGUGAAAGAGGGAAGGGUGGCUGAGUGAUUAUGUGCUGAGGUGUGUGUGUAUAUGUGUACAUGUGUGUGUGUGUGUCUGUGUGUAGAGGUGCGCCCCUCUCUCUCUCUGUGUUCUUUAAGAGCGUUACCACUUCAGCCAACAUCCUGAAGCGGGCCACUCUCCUUUCCACCCCUCCUCUCUUCUCUCCUCCAGACCAACGCAUGGACUCCAGCAGCUUGAAAAGAAGGCAGUGAGGAAAGCAACUUUUCAGAAGAGAGAUAAAUGGUGGGAGGGAAGUCUGCCUGUUGGUUUCCUGGACGGAGCUACAUGUGCUGGCUGAGUGUUGGAGUCACAAUAGGAGGCAAUCCUCUUUUCCUGUGUGUGUGUGAUUUCUGUCUGCCUGAAGAGCGGGAGCACGAACUGGGCUGAAGAAGACGUCUGGAUGCAACAGCAAAGAGGAGGACUGGCCAAAAGAGGAGAGGAGAAAGUGAUAAAACAGAGACAGGAGUGUCAGGAGUUGGACAGAGAAGACGAGAGGGAGACAGAGUCAGAGUCUUGAGAGACAAUUUAACAAGACACAGAAAAAGAUAGCGAUAGCAGACAGCAAAAUCGGAGCUCACCUGACCUGACUUGUCUCACUCUGCCAGGUGGAACUACCUCCUUCUUCCCCUAUCCUCCCUCCCUCCCCUCUUCCUCUCCUCCCCCUGACAUGGGCCGCCUGCUGGCCCUGACCCUCGCCUACCUGGCCUACCUGCUGGCCACCGCGAUCGGCUCAGAGCGCCAACAGCACCGCGUGCAGCACGGCCCCUGCAGCUACACCUUCGUCCUGCCAGAGGUGGAGCACUGCCGUCCCGUGAAGGACUUCCAGGUCACCAACACCCUCCAGAGGGACUCCCCGCCCGAGGCCGAGCCCGAUUCGAGCCAAUCCAGGCAGGGCAAGGCCCAGAAGGAGAGGCCUUCCUGGCAGGAGAGGAAGCUGGAGAGUCUGGAGAGCGCUAUGGAGAAUAACACCCAGUGGCUGCAGAAGCUGGAGAACUUCAUCCAGGAGAAUGUGCGCUCUGGGAUGGAGGAAAUGAAGAGAACUGCGGUACACACCCAGACAGCUGCCAUGCUCGAGAUGGGGACCAACCUCCUCAGUCAAUCGGCCGAGCAGACCCGCAAACUGACAGACGUUGAGACCCAGGUUUUAAACCAGACAAGUCGCCUGGAGAUCCAGCUGCUCGAGUACUCGCUCUUCACUAACCGGCUGGAGAAACAUAUUCUCCUGCAGACUCAGGAGAUCUCACGCCUCAGCGAUAAAAACAGUUUUCUGGAGCAGAGGCUCUUAGCACUGGAGGCUCGGUACAGUAGGGAGCUACACGGCUUGCAGAGCGAAAAGCAGCAGCUUCAAGAGCUUCUGGAGAGGCAGAGUCGACUGGUCAGUCAACUGCAAGGUGAACUGGGCAGCUCCACGCUCAACAGCACCUUACUUCAGAGACAGCAGGCCGUGCUCACAGAUACCGUUCAGCAGCUGCUGGCUAUGGUCAACCACUGCAAUGAAAUCUCCAAUAUGCCCAAGGAGGAGUCGCUCAGUUUCAGGGACUGCGCCGAGAUCCUGCGAUCAGGAGUGACAGAGAGUGGAAUAUAUAGCAUACGCCUCCCCAACUCCACCCAGACUGUCAAGGUGUUCUGCGAUAUGAAGACGAGAGGUGGCGGGUGGACGGUGCUGCAGCAUCGGACAAACGGCUCCGUCAACUUCCACCGUGGGUGGAGGGACUACAAAAUGGGCUUUGGAGAGCCGUCAGGGGAACACUGGCUGGGGAAUGAUAUCAUCCACAAGCUGACCAGCUCCCAGGAAUACAGCCUGCAUGUCCAGCUAAAAGACAGAGAGGGGAAUGAAGCCUUCUCACAUUACGAUCGCUUCUACAUAGACGGAGAAGACAACAAUUACAGCCUUCACGCCGAGGGCUUUAGUGGCACAGCUGGACGGACUAGCAGCCUCACCCACACUGGCACCCAAUUCAGCACCAAGGACAGAGACAACGACCGCUGCACCUGCAAGUGUGCACAGCUCGCAUCAGGAGGUUGGUGGUUUGAAGCUUGCGGCCCAUCUAACCUGAAUGGCAUAUACUACCCCGCCUCAUCCAGUGGGGUUCGCUACAAUGGCAUUAAAUGGUACUAUUGGAAGGGUCCAAAUCUGAUGGCUACUAUGACAACUAUGAUGGUGCGCCCGGCAAACUUCUGAUGGCAUGGGCUCAUUCAUGACGUCACAUUAAGAAGUGAAUGUCACCCCCAGUGAAUAUAAUGAACAAUGGUAUAUUUUGGGGAGGAAAUUAGAAUCAGACGGUUGGUGCUUUCAGCUUCUGGACACUUUGGAGAAGUGCUUUUAGCAACUGCCUGAGGACAUGCACAGAAUCUCAGCAAAAUACUAUAUUUUAAUGAGGACUGUUGAGCUGAGAGAGGAAGGAGAUCGAGGGUAUGAGCUUUGCGACAGAUGACAGGAUAUCACAAGAACACAACUGAUCAAAGCAAAUUAUGCAGCUACAUAUGACCAGUUACUCAACCCAAACUUUUCAGGCAACGUGUAUAAGAUCCACAGACCAGCCGAUUACCGAAAGUCAACUAAUUAAAAUGUAUACCAUAUACUUUAAAAGUAUUAAUUUCACAGUAAAUGCUUUAUUAACUCUGUAGUAUGUGUAAUGCCAGAUGUUAAGCCAUAAUUCACCUAAGAAAUGCAGUAUUUGUAACUGUAAAGCAUCAGUACUUGUUUAAAACUGUGGUUCAAUUCAUACACAAAAUAACAUAAGAUAACCUACAGCGACUUCAAUGGUUUACCACUGUUAAUAAAGCAACAGCAUAAAGAACAGCAACAAUAACAGGCUUUGCCCUUUGCUGUAUCUUCCAAAGGGCUUUAAAGAAUGAAAUAUCCUCAAUUCUUUCUAGUCACACCUCUCAUAAAACUUUAUUUGUGAGAGAUUUUGCUCAUAAAAGUAGAUCAUACACUUUCAGUGGUGUGAUUUACUUUCAAAAAUGAAACAUUUGUAAUAACAUCUGGGAACAAAGCUGUAAAUUCAAUUUUUACUUUGUUAAAACAAUAAAAUCAUAUAUAGUCUUUGGUGCCUACAA